UACAUUAUAAUGAUAUAUUAUUCGAACUUAAUUGAAUUUUAUUCAAUUAAGUUCGAAUAAGUUUAGUUAUGAUAUAGUUCGAAUAUAUUUAUUCGAAUAUAUUUUUUCGAACUAAAAAAAAUCAAACUGUAAGACCAACACAACUACGCGAUGAGUUUGAGUAAACUUUUUGCUGGUAGGAAGAGGAAUAGUUCAGUAUGGAAAUGGUUUAAAUACGAUGCGUCAUCCGACAAAUCAGUAUGUUUAGUUUUACUUGAUGGUGAAAAAGUAUGCAAUACAAAGUUGUGUGGAAAGAACCCAACAAAUCUUAAACUACAUUUAGCAAGAAACCAUAAGUCUGUACACGUUGAGCUGGAAGAGUCGGAUUUAAAGAAAUUAAGUGAAAAAAAGCAAACAGGGAUAAAGAGAAAAGCAGUGGAUGAAAAUGGACCCACUCUUUUAGAAUCGUCCUCAAAUCAGAACCAGACCUUGAUUCAAUGCAUUAAUCGUAGGAAUACCGCAUGGCCUAUUAAUUCACACGAGCAUAAAAUUCGACUAAACUCUCUUAUUCAAAUGAUAAUUGCAACAUGUAAUCCAGUGACAUUGGUGGAUAAUGCGAGUUUUAGAAAGUUAGUUAAUACCUUGGAUUAUAAAUUUUCAUUGCCUGCUUCUGCCAAAAUUACUAGCCUACUUAAUGAAGAAUUUACUGUUUUAACGAGAAAACUUUGUGACUUCAUAUCUGAAGGCAGGCGCUUCACAAUAUGCCUUGAUGGCUGGACUAAAAAAGGUCUUACUGCGUCCUUUUUAGGAAUUUCGGUUUGUUUUUUUCACUUCAAAUCCGAAAAACCAAUACAUGCUCUGCUUAAUUUGUAUCUUGUGAAACAUCCACAUACAGGUAAACAAAUUGCUAAUUGUUUUGAAAAAUGCCUAAAAUAUUGGAAUAUUUCCAGAGAAAAAAUAUUGCUUGUUAUUUCGGACAAUGGAGCAAACAUGGUCAAAGGCAUAAAGUUGUCGAGAAUGAAAGCUCAAGCUGAACGUGAUAUACUUAUUGAAUUAGAAAGUGAGGUUAAUGAAGAGCAGAUAACAGAUCUGGAAGACGAUGAGAAUAUGACAAAUAGUGAAGAGUGGGAACAUGUUGACUUGAUAGUUGAUGUAAUAGAAAACGUAGCAUUUAGAAGAUUGGGAUGCAUUGCACAUGUUAUACAGCUAGUUGUAAAACUUGCAUAUGAUGGUAAAUAUCAUGGCUUACUUUUGAAGGUACGUGGAUUAGUGGGAAAAGUUCGCAAAUCUUCUGUUGCAUUGGAAAAAAUUAUCAACAAAUGUGGUAAGACUGUGAUCAGCGACUGUUCUACAAGAUGGAACAGCACUUACUUUAUGGUUCGGAGAUUUCUGGAAAUAAAGACAUCUAUCAACGAAGUGCUUGGAGACCUUAACAUUGAUUCACUUGCCAAUAGCGAAUGGAUAAUGCUUCAGGAUUUUGUCAAUCUUUUAGAACCUUUUGCCAAUGAAACUGAUAUUCUUCAGACGGAUGCACUUUCACUAUCCAGUGUUAUACCUUCAAUACUUAAUUUAGAAUGUCACCUUGAGCAAUUUGGAGAUGCCAAAGAUGUAGCAGUUAAAAUGCUUGAAGAUCUACGCCGUCGUUUUGCCGUUCUUUUGCAGCCAAACGAUCCUAGUUUUAAUCCACUGCCAUGUGCCGCAUGUCUACUUGACCCCACAUGUGCAAUAACUCUUUUAGGUAAUGAGCAUACACAAAUCAGAGAGUGUGCAAAGAGAUACAUUUUGUCAGAGGCUAAAUAAUCGGUGCUACAUGAUUUACCUUUAGCAAGUGCAUCUACUCUUUCUGUUGAGAUUGCUCCAGAAAUAAAUGGAUUAACAAAAUGGAAAUUUUUAGCGGCAAAACAGCAAGUAGAAAAAAUAAAGCUUAUUCCAGGUAAUGAAGCACAAAAUGAACUCAACAAAUAUUUUAUUGAAAUAAGGAACAGCUCUAUGUGCCAAAAUGCUUUAAAUUUCUGGAAGAUGAGACGUGCUGUUUACCCACAUAUUGCACCAUUAGCUGAAGACCUCAUUGCAGCUCCUGCAACUCAAGCAUAUGUUGAAAGACUUUUUUCAAUCUGUGGCUUGCUCACAAAUGGAUGGAGAAAUCGAAUGUCAGCGUCAUUGGAAAUGCGAGUUUUCUUAAAACUAAAUUCUCAUCUAGUCUAAAUGAUAAUCAUAUAAUCACUAGGCCCUUUAUUUGUAAAAUAUAUGAGUAAUAAUUAAAGUCUAUACAAUAACUAUUCAUUAGUUUUUAUUGUUACCAAAUUUGAGGAGUUUUUUUUAUACCUAAUAAUUGAAAUUUUUUUAAGUUUUAGAGCAAUAAGGACAGGUUGUUGUGGUGUUUUUUAUUAAGGGCGGUGGGCGGGGCUCUAAACUUCCAGCCAUGGGACUGGGUGUAUUACAUUUAAUUAAGUUCUCAUUUUUUUGUUUGUUUAUAGAACUAAGACUUACU
Messenger RNA from Hydra vulgaris (swiftwater hydra), 2470 nucleotides. NCBI's taxonomy places the organism in Eukaryota, Metazoa, Cnidaria, Hydrozoa, Anthoathecata, Hydridae. The record is from RefSeq and is a predicted model, not a curated record.